Messenger RNA from Erpetoichthys calabaricus (reedfish), 1213 nucleotides. It is a transcript of the gene ppp1r15a, whose product is annotated as protein phosphatase 1, regulatory subunit 15A. The transcript has 3 exons. The record is from RefSeq and is a predicted model, not a curated record. Gene Ontology annotation, molecular function: protein phosphatase regulator activity. Gene Ontology annotation, biological process: response to endoplasmic reticulum stress. Lineage: Eukaryota; Metazoa; Chordata; Cladistia; Polypteriformes; Polypteridae. Gene Ontology annotation, cellular component: protein phosphatase type 1 complex; endoplasmic reticulum. Bases 234 to 1199 code for a protein of 321 amino acids.
GGCAGACGUGCGGCCGCUCCAGACACUCCGCAGGAUUACAGGAAAGCAAUUUAGAGAUUCACUGGGAAAACACGGAAGGAAUGGCGCUGAAAACGAAAAGUCGAAAUACCAAGCAGGACUUCGUCUUGGAAAACAACAAACUGAAGGAGCUGACCGCCGUGAAUGACUUCUACACCCAGAGCGAGCCACAUCGUCCUGGAUAGAAAGCUGUCGCGACGCGGAUACGAGGAGUGAUGGCACUGGACGUCACACUUGUCACCUUCCAUUGCUGUCCUUUGAAGUGCCCGGCAUCGGGAGCUGACAUCUGGGCAGUUUCUUUGCCAGCCGCAGCAGCCUGUCAUCCACUAAGAAUGAAGCCUGGCUUUGGGUGCUUGUGGGCACCUGAGGGUUUGCUUGGACUCUUAAGACAAGUCGUGUCCAGAGCACAGAGCUGCUGGAAAGGAGUGAUGGAGAAGUUGUGGUCUGCAAUGCGCUCCUUCUGCAGUGGAAUGGAUGUCCCUUUUCAUUAUCUGGAGCUCACCAUGGCCAACGUAUCCUGUGGGGGGCAGAGUGCCCACCUGAGUAAGGACAUGUCCAGACAUCUGGUUUGGGAGGACACCUUAAAUGAGUGUAUGGAUCAAAGGGAGGCUCAGCUUUGUGGUGAGGACAAAGUCCUCUCGGAGUGUGAAUGGGGGGCGGACCUGAAUGACCUGGAGGCCUCGCUGGCACCAAGGGGUCUGACCAGUGACAAUUCUGACUUGGAGGAUGAGACCGACAACUCAGAAUGGUCAGAGUCCGACUGGGAAGAUGAAGAUGAAGAAUCGGAAGACAGUUCAGUUCUGUGGAACAGCUUCUUCCAAAAUGACCUCCACAAUCCGUUCAGACUGUGCAGUCCAGAAAUGGCAAAGGUGCCAAAGAUCAGAGAUGAUGUUCAGGAGCAGGGGGGCAAACUAUCAGACGGGCAGGACCUUCAACGGCGAGAUGAGAAGACCACCAAAAAGGUUCGAUUCAGUGACGUGGUUCAGGUGCGACCCCUGGUGGUGUGGGCACAUGCUGCACGUGCGGCACGGAACGGUGAGUGCUGGCAAGCCAUGGCCAGGGACCGCGCCCGCUUCCAGAGGAGGGUCCAGCAGGUGGGCGAGCUGAUCAGCCCCUGCCUCCAGCCGGAACAUCGGAAGAAAGUCCUGGAGAAGAUGGGCCUCGGAGCAGCGGGGUCAUGAUGUGUGUGAAUAAA